AUGGGUAAUUUGGAGGUUGACGAAAUCGAAGAUGCUGAAAUGGGAAUCAUCAGUCAGAUGCAACAACAGGAGUUUGCCAAAGAGUUUUCUGCACUGCAAAAAGGAAAACAGCUUCCAAAAGACAGCAAACUCAUUGGACUCCAGCCAAUAAUCGAUGAAGAGGGACUAAUUAGAUGCAGUGGCAGACUGAAAUAUGCUGACUGCUUGUCUUGGGGAGCACGAGUUCCAAUAAUCUUACCUCGUAAGAACUGGGUCACAAGGCUUAUUGUGAAACAUUACCACGAAGCGGGUAAACAUGCAGUAGGUACUAAUCAAACUUUAGCUGCUCUAUCCUCAAAAUACUGGGUCAUUGCUGCUCGUGAAGAGAUUCGAGCAUGGGAGACAGAAUGUGCCUUUUGUCGGAGACAAAAAGCUCAACCGAGACCUCAGAUUAUGGCUCCACUUCCAAAGCUGAGAGUUAGCUAUUCACUGAGAGCAUUUACUCAUGUUGGAGUGGACUAUGCAGGGCCUUUUCUGACUAUCCAAGGGAGGUUAAAGAAGAGACAAAAACGAUAUUUGUGUCUUUUCACGUGUUUGUCCACUAGGGCUGUACAUUUGGAAAUGUCAUAUGGUCUAGAUAGUGACUCGUUUUUGAAUGCUUUCUUCCGCAUGACAAAUAGACGAGGAAUGCCAAAAGAAGUCGUAUCCGAUAACGGAACUAACUUUGUAGGCGCUGUGAAGGAAUUGAGAGAUCUGGUUGAACAACUUGAUGCGACUGCGAGAUCAUCAUUGACUAAUAAGGGAGUCGUCUGGAGAUUCAACCCUCCUCAUGCACCACAUUUUGGUGGUGUAUUUGAAUGCAUGAUUAAGUCAGCUAAGAGAGCUAUCUUUGCCAUUCUGGGUAAAGGCGAUGUCACGGAUGAAGAGCUAACUACAGCAUUUACUGCCGCAGAAGCACUCAUAAAUUCUCGUCCACUCACUUAUCAAAGUGCUAACUGCCAAGAUGAUGUACCGUUGACCCCAAAUCAUCUUAUGCACGGGCAAGUCGGUGGAACAUUUGCUCCAGAUAGUGUUGAUACUACGUCAUACAACCCCAGAAAACGAUGGAGACGAAUACAGGAACUGGUGAGGCACUUCUGGAGGAGAUGGUUGAGGGAGCUACUACCAACUCUUCAAGUCAGGAAGAAGUGGAGAGAGGCUAACCGCAAUCUGAAGGUAAAUGAUGUCGUCAUCGUAGUUUCACCAGAUUCUCCACGUGGAAGCUGGCCUUUGGGGAGAAUCAUCAACACAUAUCCAGGCAAGGAUGGACAUGUUCGAGUGGUACAAGUAAAGAUGGGGAAAACUACGCUGAUGAGACCUGUGACGAAGGUGUGUCCACUCGAGUGGAAUUCGGAGGAUGACUUGAGAGAACAUUAA
Haliotis rubra (blacklip abalone) is the source of this 1395-nucleotide messenger RNA. RefSeq lists its product as uncharacterized. The transcript has a single exon. The coding region runs from base 1 to 1395 and encodes 464 amino acids. NCBI's taxonomy places the organism in Eukaryota, Metazoa, Mollusca, Gastropoda, Lepetellida, Haliotidae. The record is from RefSeq and is a predicted model, not a curated record. Gene Ontology annotation, biological process: DNA integration. Gene Ontology annotation, molecular function: nucleic acid binding.